UGGGGGACGGAGUCAUUGAAAUGACAGCACAUCCGUGCCGGGUGCACCCCUCCAACGGAAUGAGGGGAGUUGGGUGAAAAGUAGGUCACAUGUGCCCGGUCGUAUGUCACGAGGUUUCCAACCUGAGGCCAAUGGGAUUUGUAGCCUCCUUUGGUUAGGACAAAACCCACUCUGAUUUUUCUCCUUUAGCAUUUCAUCUUCUCUAGACAAGGAGGGUGGCCAUCUGUCUGAUAGCCGCAUCCUGCCGGCCCUUCCCGACCUCCCAGAGCCGCUUUGUUCUGAGGUGACACCAUCUGGGCCCCAUCUGUCCUUCCUCACGGCGCCCUCGGCACCUUAAGCCACUACGCCCAGCCGCAUUUUGGGAGAAAGAUGGAGUCGAAGGUCUCAGAAGGCGGCCUGAAUGUGACCCUGACAAUCCGUCUGCUGAUGCAUGGAAAGGAAGUUGGAAGCAUCAUCGGGAAGAAAGGAGAAACUGUGAAAAAGAUGCGUGAAGAGAGUGGCGCAAGGAUCAACAUCUCUGAGGGGAACUGCCCGGAAAGAAUCGUGACCAUCACAGGCCCUACAGAUGCCAUCUUCAAGGCCUUUGCCAUGAUCGCCUACAAGUUUGAGGAGGAUAUCAUUAACUCUAUGAGCAACAGCCCUGCCACCAGCAAGCCUCCGGUGACGCUGAGGCUGGUGGUCCCCGCCAGCCAGUGUGGGUCCCUUAUCGGCAAAGGCGGCUCCAAGAUCAAGGAGAUCAGGGAGUCCACAGGUGCCCAGGUCCAGGUGGCCGGGGACAUGCUGCCCAACUCCACAGAGCGGGCAGUGACCAUCUCGGGGACCCCCGACGCCAUCAUCCAGUGCGUCAAGCAGAUCUGUGUGGUCAUGCUGGAGUCCCCACCGAAAGGUGCCACCAUCCCCUACCGCCCAAAGCCCGCCUCCACCCCUGUCAUUUUUGCAGGUGGUCAGGUAAGAGCCGACCCGCUCGCGGCCUCCACUGCCAACCUCAGCCUCUUACUGCAGCCCCCGCCGCUGCCCGCCUACACGAUCCAGGGACAGUACGCCAUCCCCCACCCAGAUCAGUUGACCAAGCUCCACCAGCUGGCCAUGCAGCAAACCCCCUUUCCUCCCCUCGGACAGACCAACCCCGCUUUCCCCGGAGAAAAGCUGCCUUUACACUCCUCCGAAGAAGCUCAAAAUCUGAUGGGCCAGUCGUCAGGUCUGGACGCCAGCCCCCCGGCCAGCACUCAUGAGCUCACCAUUCCCAACGAUCUAAUAGGCUGCAUAAUUGGACGCCAAGGGACCAAAAUCAAUGAAAUUCGACAGAUGUCUGGAGCUCAGAUCAAAAUUGCCAAUGCCACAGAAGGGUCAUCUGAGCGCCAGAUCACCAUCACAGGGACCCCAGCUAACAUCAGCCUUGCCCAGUACCUCAUCAAUGCCAGGCUGACAUCUGAGGUCACUGGGAUGGGUGCGCUCUAACCCUGCCCGACAGCCUCCGCUCCAUGACCCCGAUCUCCAGCCGGGUCGCACACUCUGUAUAGACCACCCACCUGCCCUUCGUCACAAAUAUAAAUAGAGGUUUUCUUUACUAACAGAAGUUAUCUAUGCCAUAGAUACACACACACCAACAGAACAGAUCUAUAUUAUAUCUCUGUGUCGGCUCCAGGUUCUGUCCCUGAUACUUCGCUCAGAAUUAAUUUAUGCUCGCGUGUUCAUGCAUUGGCAUGCACUGUUAAUUAUUUUAAAUGCUUUGGGGGUGCUCCCAUCUGUGGCAUUUUAGAAAUACUGUCCCUUAGUGUCUGUGUACCUGUUUAAGAAUUGGUUUGACAUUUUGACAGCACUUCCCACAAGCCGUCUCUCCUAGACCGCCUAGAACUGUGGUUACUUUGAACGGGUUUGCUCCCACCCAGCACCCCCCGCUGAUUCUGCCCCCCAAGCCUGUGCUCACUCGGCCCACGUGUCCACGCAGGUCUGCACUGGGGGCAGGGUGCGUCCUUCUCUCUGUUACGGGGAGGGAGAAUGGAGGACAGGGUCCUGGGCCAAGGUGCAGGCAAGGUGGGGGGUGCUGGAGUCCUGACUUCACUGAAUGGUCACGUGCUGGGGAUGCACACGUGGGCCCCCAGGCGUCUUCCGGGGUGGCUGGCCAGGAAGCGCCUCUGCACCAUGUUGUAGUUCAAUAAAUGUUGUACGCUGCCCCUCAUUGGCUCUGGCUCCUGUCUGUGCCCCCCCAGCACCGCUGGCUCGUGUGCACACACGCACACACCUGCAGAGCUCCUGCUCUGCUCACUUUGCAACAUGCAGGGCUGCUCACCAUGCUCACCUUGAAAGCCCUCUGUGCCUCUUCUGGACACAGAAGCUCUGGGUGGGACACAGGCCCACCCGUGGAUAGCCCCCACACUCGCUCAGGGCAAACAAGAAAGGCCCGAGGCUCCUGAGCAAACAUCCAGUAGCCCAGGAUGGCCUGGCCAUAUGCCUGCCUUUCAGCAGGAGUCCCUUCCUGUCUGCCCUGUGUGCCCAGGCUGCCUGGCUGCGGGUGGGUGCCCAGGGCCCAGGAGCUGGUGGGACGGACCAAGGUCCAUGGCGGACCCAGGCCUUCCUCCAGCACAGGGGCAGUGGAUGGCCAGUGGACGGGCUGAAUAAAUGUCUUAGAAAACAAAGGAUGCCACAGAAGUAGGGGAAAGCCAUGGUGGGGAGAGCGUCAGAAGUGCAGUUUUACAGGGGCAGGCAAGGUGUGGCCCCUGAGCUGAGGCGUUCCGAAGAAGAGCAAGCAAAGGUGUGUCUGGAGCUUGUGCAGGUAAAAAGAGGAGGGCAGGAGGCCCAGGAGUGGAGCCUCUAGGGCCACUGAGCAUGGGAGGCUGCAGAGACUGACGGAAGGUGGGGCUUGGGCCAGGGAGCGCUGUGUUCCAGAAGUAUCUUGAAGAAGAACUAAGGAUUGCUAACAGAUUAGAAGAGGGCUGUGAAAGAGAGGGUCCAGGUGGGCAGGAAGGCUCUUGGUCCGAGCUCUGGAAAGAUGACUUGCCAUCCAUGAGUGGCAGGCCUGCAGCAAUGGCCAGGGAUGGGAGCUCAGCUGGAACUUGGCUGGGGGUGACUAGAGACAUGGGCUCUGAGGUCUGUGAUGGGAGCACAGUCCAGGCCGCAGAGACGUGGAAGCAGCGGCCCAGGAGUGACUUGGGGAGCACUGUGGGGGGCUCCAUGCAGGACCCCCGCCAGGAAUCAGGAAGAGGGUGCCUGGGUGCCUGGCAUGUCACCGAACCCAGGGGUUGCCUGGCACCGUAAGGAGCUGGGCCCCAGGGAGUGGCCCCAAACCAUAGCAAGGAGGUGUUAGUGGGGCAGGCUCGCUCACACACACACACACAACUGCAGUGAGCAUU
Ailuropoda melanoleuca (giant panda) is the source of this 3350-nucleotide messenger RNA. RefSeq names its product poly(rC) binding protein 3 (gene PCBP3). Lineage: Eukaryota; Metazoa; Chordata; Mammalia; Carnivora; Ursidae. Gene Ontology annotation, molecular function: RNA binding. The record is from RefSeq and is a predicted model, not a curated record. The transcript has 14 exons. Bases 370 to 1458 code for a protein of 362 amino acids.